UGACUGGUCCUCGUGUCUCGAUUUCACACCUGGGUGAGUUUUACCUUUUGCCCCAUGGAGCUUUCUAGUCUUGGGCUGUGCAUGUAAUUAAUGGUUGAUCGAAAGGGGCAUGAAGGGCACAGCCAGGCAGUUAAUUUUAACUCUGGUGUCAUGGUUUCCGCCCAAGCCGCCCACAUGGCAGCGAAGGAGCCUGAGACACACCUGCCCUUCCAGCCGGACUCCCCUUCCUCCUUUCCUUCCCCUCUGAAGGCCGCUUUCUGGUGCACGAUGGAGGGCCGGUUCUCUGGGCUGAUUCGGCACCAGAAGUUUUACCAAAUGAUCCUCGUGCUGGGGAUUGGUGGCAACCUCCAGAUUGGUUAUCAGAUUUCUGUGAUCAACUAUCCCUCCAUGUAUAUCAAGAAAUUCAUGAAUGAGACCUGGCUUGAGCGCUCUGGCUCCCCGCUGCCUGAAGGUGCCAUCUUGUUCCUGUGGUCAUUCAUUGUGUCUAUCUAUGGGGCAGGAGGAUUGCUGGGCUGCCUCUGCAGUGCCUACCUGACUGUAAAAUAUGGCAAGAAGAGGACCAUGCUGGGGACUGACCUGCUCAUUCUCGCGACGGCUCUGCUCGUGGCCUUCAGCAAGAGAGCCAAGUCCUUCGAGAUGAUCCUGAUUGGGCGGUUCUUCUUUGGCGUGAGCGCCGGCUUUUGCUUGACCAUCCACCCACAGUAUGCCGGAGAAGUUUCACCCAAGAACCUCAGAGGCUUCGCAAACGCCACGUCCGCCUUCUUUUGGUCCUUGGGGAAAUCCUUGGGCCAAAUCUUGGGGCUCAGGGAGUGCCUGGGCACAGAGUCCUCCUGGCCUUCGCUCCUGGCCUUCAUUGGGGCCACAGCCUUCCUCCAGCUGCUAACUCUGCCCUUCUUCCCCGAAUCUCCUCCGUACCUCUUGAUCCAGAAGGGAAACGAAGGCGCCUGCGUGAAGGCCAUGCACCAGCUCUGGGGCCAAGAAGAUCACCAGCAGGAACUCAGUGACCUGAAGCAGGAAGCGGAAAACAGCACCAAAGUCCUGAGUGCGAGAGAGCUGCUCAGAGACCAGUCCCUGCGCCGGCAGCUGCACAUACUCGUGGCGGUCGUCGUCACCCUCCAGCUCUGCGGCAUCAACGCAGUCUAUUUCUACACUUUUGAAGUCUUCCGCACAGCCGGUUUUGCAGAGGACCUCCUCCCUUACGUCUCGCUGGGCGUGGGCUUCUGUGAGCUCCUUUCCUCCUUCCUCUGUAUUCUGACAAUUGAGAGAUUUGGACGGCGGACCCUCCUGUGGCAGGGCUGUGGCAUGAUGGCGCUUGUCCUUUUUCUCCUCACAGUUACUCUCUCAGUACAGAACAAAACCCACUGGGCGUCGUACUGCAGCGUCACUCUGGUUUUCCUCUUUGUUCUCUUCUUUGGAAUCGGACCAAAUGGAGCCUCCAUGUCUGUCAUGAUGGAAAUCUUCAGCCAGUCUUCCAGACCAGCAGCUUUCCUGAUUGGCGGCUGCCUGAAUUGGGCCGGCCUCUUUGUCAUUGGAAUCACCUUCCCAUUUGCUGUGGAUCAUCUGGGCCCUUUCUGUUUCCUCCUCUUCAUGGCUGUCCUUGUGGGAUCAGGAAUCUUCUUCUACCUGUUCCUCCCAGAGACGAAAGGGAAGUCCAUUGUGGAAAUCACAGAGGAAUUCAGCAACCCAUCACCUUUUCAGAAGAGACUAACCUCUGCCCUUCGGACAGGCUUCCGGGAUGACCUCUCUGCCUACACCAGGGGCCUCCUGGGCACUAUGGCCAGCGGGUACUUUACAACAAAGUUCGGGAAAAAGAAAUGCCUCUUGGGCACCAACCUCAUCAUGCUGUUGGGGGCUGUCCUCAUGGGCUUCAGCAAGGUGGCCAACUCCUUUGAGCUGAUCCUGGCAGGUCGCUUCCUGUGUGGCAUCAGCACCAGUAUCUGUGUCCUUCUCCACCCUCAGUAUGUCGGGGAAAUUUCCCCCAAGAAGCUCCGUGGAUUUGCAAAUUCAACUGCCUCCAUCUUCUGGAGCCUGGGGAAAGUCCUGGGUCAGGUGAUGGGGCAAAGAGAGUUCCUAGGAAACGCUUCGCUGUGGCCGCUGCUGCUGGCCUCCCACGGCGUGACUGCCCUGCUCCAGCUGCUGACUCUGCCCUUCUUCCCCGAGUCCCCACCUCACCUGUUCCUGAGCAAAGGGGAUGAGGAAGGAUGCCGAAAAGCCAUGAAGACCCUCUGGGGGCGAGGGCCUCACCAGGUGGAGCUGGACGACCUGAAGAAGCAGCAGUCUGCCUUGUGGAGCACCAAGAGUGUCUUGGAAGUGAUGAAGGAUCCGGCCCUGCGCCGGCAGCUGUACAUCCUUUUCCUGUUGGCUGUGACCCUACAGUUGACCGGCAUCCACACAAUUUACAGCUACACGUUUGAAGUCCUGCAGACGGUUGGUUUCGACGACGACCACAUCCCAGCCUUGUCUUUGGGGAUCAGCCUCAGCGAGCUCCUCUCUGCCGUCUUCUGUAGUGUCAUCAUUGAGCGUUUUGGAAGAAGAAUACUGCUCUGGGGAGGUUAUGGACUGAUGGCCACAGUGCUGGCUGCUGUCACGCUGACCAUCUCCUUGCAGCAUUCCUUCUCCUGGAUGCCCUACUGCAGCCUUGCCCUGAUAUUCUGCUUUGUGAUCUGUUUUGGAGCCGGCCCAGCCGGGGCCGGGGCGUCUGUGAGGAUGGAGAUCUUCGACCAGUCCUCCAGGUCGUCUUCCUACGUGAUCAGUGGAGUCUUAAACUGGAUCGGAUUCUUCUCUAUAGGAAUGGUGUUCCCAUUUGUCGUGGAACGCAUUCAUCAGUUCAGCUUCCUCAUCUUCAUGGGCACUCUCUACAUUUCCGCAAUCGUUAUUUACUUCAUCCUGCCGGAGACCAAGGGGAAAUCGAUCCUAGAAAUCCGAGAAGAGUUUGAUAAACUCAAUUUUAAGAAGAAGCAGGCUCUUGGCUCAGAAACGAGCUUCGCAGGAGACCCUAAUUUUUCUGAGAACUACUGUGUAUUUUUCCCACUGUGGGGCACCAGGAGAUUGCCUUCUGGAUUUGCUUUGUCUUUACAGAUUCAAUAUCGUGGAUUGUUCCAGAUGAUCUUUGUCCUGGGCAUAGGUGGCAGCUUCCCAUAUGGGUUUCACAUUUCUGUGAUCAACUACCCCUCCUUGUACAUUAAAAAAUUCAUCAACGAGACCUGGCUGGAGCGGCAUGGCUCCCCUCUCCCUCAAGAGACCAUCCUUUUGCUGUGGUCCUUCAUCGUUUCCAUCUACGGCAUAGGGGGGCUUUUGGGAAGUGUCUGCUGUGGGUACCUGACCACAAAAUAUCGGAAAAAGAAAUGCCAGAUGUUCACCAACUUGAUCAUGCUGGCGGCUGCGUCGCUCAUGGGUUUCAGCAAGAUGGCCGGGUCCUUUGAGAUGAUCCUCCUGGGGCGCUUUCUCUACGGAGUCGGCAUCGGGUUUUCCUUCAACAUACACCCUCAAUACGUGGGAGAGAUUUCUCCAAAGAAGCUGCGCGGAUUUACAAAUGCCACCGUGGCUGUUUUCUUGACCCUCGGGAAAGUCUCAGGACAAGUGAUGGGCUUGGGGGAAAUGUUGGGCAGUGACUUCUUGUGGCCUUUGCUACUGGCUUCCAGUGGGCUCACUGCAGUGGUCCAGCUACUGACCCUCCCUUGCUUCCCCGACUCCCCAUCCUACCUUCUGAUCCAGAAGGGCAAUGAAGAAGCCUUCAUGAAAGCCAUCAAGCAGCUCUGGGGCGAAGGUGACCACCAAGUGGAGAUUGAGGACCUCAAGAAAGAGAAGUCCGCCGUGGCCACCACCAAGAGCCUGCGCGUCCUGGAGCUGAUGAAGGCCCGCUCCUUCCGCUGGCAGCUCUACGUGAUGAUCACAGUCAUGACCACCUUGCAGCUCUGCGGCAUCAACGCAAUCUAUUUCUACUCCUUUGAAGUCUUCCGCACAGCCAGGUUUGAAGAGGAGCUCGUUCCGUACAUCGCUUUGGGCGUGGGGAUGUGUGAGUGCCUCUCGUCCAUCCUGUGCAGUUCCCUCAUUGAGCGCUUUGGACGGAAGCUUCUGCUCUGGGGGGGCUACGCUGCGAUGGUCCUGGUCCUGGCUUUGCUCACCCUGACCCUCUCGCUCCAGCACCGUUUCUUCUGGAUGCACCACUUCAGUGUGGUCCUCAUCUUCCUCUUUGUGCUCUUCUAUGGGAUUGGGCCUUCUGGAGCCACCAUUGCCGUGAUGGUUGAGAUCUUCAACCAGACCUUCCGCCCGUCGGCCUUUGUGAUCGUGGGGUUCAUCAACUGGAUGGGUCUCUUCCUGCUCGGGAUGAUCUUUCCGUUCAUUGUGGAAUAUCUCGGCCCCUUCUGCUUCCUGCUCUUCAUGGGCAUCCUUACAGCCUCGGGCGUUUUCAUCUUCUUGUUCCUCCCGGAAACAAAAGGGAAAUCUAUCAUGGAAAUUACAGCAGAGUUUAAUAAGCUGAAUUAUGGAAAGAAACAAGUUUUUCCUGCUGAAAAUAAAGUUCCUCAGGAAACCAUCUUCUGCACCAGGCUCUAACACCCCAUUUGCAGAAUCUCCAGCUCUGGAGCAGGGGAGAGAGGAGGGUGAAGAGUCACUAGCUCUGCCCCAUGCAAAGAAAACAACAGCCUGCCCGUGGCUUUCAGCCAAGAUGGGACAUUUCACCAGUUUACAUCCUGUUUCCAGUUUACAUCCUGUUUCCCAUGAGAGACAGGUUAUCUAUGGUUUGUUUACUCCCAACAAAUUGCAAUCUGAAGCCAUGGUUUGUUGUUGGCUUAUGAACCUUGGUUUGGUGUUAUGUCUAACGUGUCUUUAACCAUGGUUUGCUUGAACCCUUGACAAAAAAACCCUCACCAAACCAAAAAGGCAAAAGCAACUGAAAAACAAGUGAAAUAUUGGAGAAGGAGGCCACAACUUGUUUAAUUUUCUGUGGG
This is a messenger RNA of Podarcis raffonei (Aeolian wall lizard), 4949 nucleotides long. RefSeq lists its product as uncharacterized. Gene Ontology annotation, molecular function: hexose transmembrane transporter activity. Gene Ontology annotation, biological process: monosaccharide transmembrane transport. The transcript has 33 exons. The coding region runs from base 91 to 4554 and encodes 1487 amino acids. Gene Ontology annotation, cellular component: membrane. Lineage: Eukaryota; Metazoa; Chordata; Lepidosauria; Squamata; Lacertidae. The record is from RefSeq and is a predicted model, not a curated record.